GCCACGCGAGGGUGAGACUGGUCAGGUGCUGAAGUCAAAGAAAGUUUCUCCAGAGCUUGUGAUUCCUCUCAACUCUCACUGUUGUUACUCUUACUAUUAUGUGCAGCCAAAAUGUCAUUCCCGUUCUGAGUUCAGAUUAAUACCUGCAUUAAAAAAAAAAAAUAAAUCGUUCACUUGCGUUAUGACAUAGCACCAGUUCCCUCCCUCCAACUUUAUCCUUUUAGGCUGACUCUCCUCAUUCCUUGCCUUGACCAACAGUAUGAACUCGGCGCCGCCCUGUGCCCUUGAGAGUAAAGAUGAGCAUGCAUGCCCUCGGGCCGGUAAAGGGAGGGGGACUUGUGAAGCAAAUCUCUUGAAGGCCUCCAGGAGGAGAUUUGAAGCAAAGUCUUAGAGAGAGAGGUGGGGGUGGGGGGGUGGUGGGUCAUGAGUAGGUUUUAGGGUGCAUCUGAGGCACGGAUGAGCACUGGGGCCUUGGAGGCCAUGAGAUGGGUGAGGGACAUGAUGGAGGAAGGGGCUAGAAUCAGUGCUAAGUGGACCACGAUAUUUGGGAACAGCAGUCUAUGCUUGGAAAAGCAAAACAUUUGAAGGGUACAAACAUUUGAAGACCCUAGGGUCCUAGAGGAUGGAGCUUUCUAAGGGUGCUGGAGCAGCAGCUUACAAUGAGAAAUCAGGUAGGAUCACCUCACUGUCAGACUUGUUUCAGAAAGCCUUUACUCAUAUAUGUCCUCAGUGGAUAAAGGGGAAUGCAGAAGGAGACUGUCUUCCCUGCAAGUGUUCAGAGACUGACAUCCUUGGAGAAAACGAUAGUUGGCAAAUACCCAUUAGUCACAAUGACUUCAAAAUUUUAAAAAAUAAUGAGAGUCAGCUGUGUGAAGUCCUCCGGAAUAAAUUUGGCUGUGUCUCUACCCUCGUCUCUCCAGCCCAGGAAAGUAACAGUGAGUCUCGGCAAGUCUUCAGAAAAAAACUGACUCCACGACUAGAGCUAUCUGUCUGGAAGGGUGAUCUCACCAGACAUGCUGUUGAUAUUGUGGUGAAUGCAGCCAAUGAAGAACUUAGACAUGGAGGAGGCCUGGCGCAGGCCCUGGUGAAAGCUGGCGGCCAAGAAAUCCAAGAGGAGAGUGAUUGGUAUAUUUCCACACAUGGUAAAAUACAAACUGGUGGGACAGCUGUCACAGGACCAGGGAAACUUCCCUGCAAACACAUUAUCCAUGCCGUUGGGCCUCGGUGGGUGGCGUGGGAGAGAGGGAGAUGUCAAGCUGAUCUGGAAAAUGCCAUGGUAAAUAUUCUCAAUUGUGUCACCCAUGGCUUUCCAAACCUGGAGACAGUAGCAAUUCCAGCCCUGAGCUCUGGGAUUUUCCAGUUCCCUCUGGAUUUGUGUACACGGAUCAUUGUGGGAACUAUCAGGCUUUAUUUCCAAGGGAAGCGACCGGCCAGUCAUUUAAAAGAAAUUCAUCUGGUAAGCAAUGAGGACCCCACUGUUGUUGCCUUUAAAACUGCUUCGGAAGACAUUCUAGGGAGUAACGAGCUGGGGUCCUCAGUGAGUCAGGGAGCCAUCCUUCCUUCCAAUACGAUGGUUGUGAGUCAGGGAGCCAUCCUUCCUUCCAAUACAGUGGUUGUGAACAGCAUGACUCUCCAGAUUGUCCAAGGCCACAUUGAACUGCAGCAGACAGAUGUAAUUGUUAAUUCUGUAAGUUCACCUUUUAAUUUUGAAGCUGGUCCUGUGUCGAAGUCAAUUCUACAACAAGCAGGACAUGAAAUAGAAGAGGAAUUUCACAAAAACAGGAAGCGGAAAUCUCAGGAUUCCCAGUUGGUAGUGUGGACAAAAGGAUUUAAAUUGUCCUGUCAGUAUGUAUUCCAUGUGUUGUGGCUUCCAACAUAUACUGACCGAGAUCUGAUAUUGAAACGUGCAGUGAACGAGUGUUUGCAAAAAUGCCUUAAACUAAAUCUGACUUCCAUUUCCUUUCCUGCUCUUGGGGCUGGAGGCAUUGGUAUUGAGGACAGUAAAGUAGCACAGAUUAUGUGUGAGGAAGUUUUAAAGUUUGCCCAAAAUCGUCCUGGAAAACAACUAACUAUAAAGUUUGUGAUCUUUCCUAAAAACCUGCACAUAUACAAGGCUUUCAGCACUGCAAUGGAGAAGAUUAAGUCCAGGCUCCCCAACAAUUACAGUGUCCCCCAGGAGGUCAGAGGGAACCAAGAAAAUGAACUAAAAGCUAAAUCUCCUGCCAUCCAUCUGAUGGGCUCUAACCGGGGAAAAAUGAGUGAGGCCGAAGAAUGGAUCCAAAGGAUACUGACCCACCAGGAUAAGCACAUCAUUGAGAAUAAUCAUAUCCUCUCCCUUGGAAAAAAGGAACAUGACAUUUUGUCUCAGCUUCAGAAAACCUCAAGGGUCUCUAUCACAGAGACUAUCAGUCCAGGAAAGGCAACUUUAGAGAUUGAAGGAGCCCAGGCUGACCUCAUUGAGGUGGUUAUGAAAAUUGAACGAAUGCUGUGUCAGGUUCAAGAGGAAAUAGCAAAAAAAAAGGAGCGAGCCCUUUGGAGCCUGGCAGGACAAUGGACUGAUCAGCAACCAAUACACCAAGAUGAAAUGAAAGAAAAUAAGUUUCUGAAAUGUCUAACGCUUUCAACUCCAGAAAUUCAGGAUCAGAAGAAAGAAUUUGAAAACUGUGGCUUGCAGGUUAUAAAGGUAGAGAAGAUAGAAAACAUGGUUCUCAUGGCUGCCUUCCAAAGAAAGAAGAAAAUGAUGGAAGAGAAAAUGCGUGGGAAACCUGUGAGCCACCGGUUGUUUCAGCAAGUCCCACAGCAAUUCUGCGAAGUGGUAGGCAGAGUCGGCUUUCAAAGGAUGUACUCAGUGCCCUGCGACCCACAGUAUGGAGCUGGCAUAUACUUCAUCAAGAACCUCAGAAAUCUAGCAUACCCGGUCAAGAAAACAUCUACUACAGAUAAGCUGAUCUGCGUGUUUGAGGCUGAAGUACUCACAGGCUCCUUCUGUCAGGGUCAUCAGGAAAAUAUUAUUCCCCCACUAAUGAGUCCUGGAGCCACAGAUAGACAUGACAGUGUGGUUGACAGUAUCUACAGCCCAGAAAUCUUUGUUAUUUUUAGUAGUGUGCAGGCCAUGCCCCGAUAUUUGUGGACUUGCAUCCAAGAUCCUGUAUGGUCACAGGAUUACUCAUCAAAACCAAUGAUGUAUCCACAGUCGACUUUGAGGGAACUCUCAAGAGGUAGCCCUGUUGAUUAAUCUCCAUAGAAUUUUAACAACUGGCAUGGCCUUGCUUUGUAGAAACUAACCAAUAAUGACCAUUGAUGGCUCAAAGCGUGAUUUGAAUGUGUUAAGUGGGUUGUUUGUAUGGACUAAUUGGGUUAUUGAAGGGGCCAGUUACAUACUACUAGCAUCUUAGUCUUUAUCUCCUGGGGCUGGGAUAGAUGUAUACCAUCAUCUAUUAUUCCUCUCCUUCAAGUUGUUCUUUCACCUCCUCUACUAUAAUAGCAAAAAUGUUUUGCAUGCAAUGAAAAGACUUUUCUAAUAUCUAAUCCAUUUUAUUUUCUAAAGUGGUGAUAGUGUAACAAAGCAGGAUGAUUUUAUAUUUUCCAGAUAAUCUUAUGCAGUGCUUUUGAUAACAAAAUAAAUCACCUUUGCUUUGAAAAAU
Molecule: messenger RNA, 3644 nt
Organism: Myotis myotis
Lineage: Eukaryota; Metazoa; Chordata; Mammalia; Chiroptera; Vespertilionidae
Gene: PARP9
Product: poly(ADP-ribose) polymerase family member 9
Exons: 11
Coding region: 623-3235 (870 amino acids)
Biological process (GO): positive regulation of type II interferon-mediated signaling pathway; negative regulation of gene expression
Cellular component (GO): nucleus; cytoplasm
Molecular function (GO): NAD+ poly-ADP-ribosyltransferase activity; transcription corepressor activity; ubiquitin-like protein ligase binding
Source: RefSeq, a predicted model, not a curated record